AUGUCGAACAACAUCCUCGCGCCCGUCGAUGCGGUCCGUCUGAACAGGCAAGGCCUGACGCAGCCGGCCGAGCUGCACGGCUUCACACGGCUGCACAAGCGACGCCUGAACAGGUCGAGCGACGAAGAAUACAGCGAGCUCCCCCUCACUGGCCUGGGCGGAACGAGCGAUGCCUAUGUUACCGUACCAAGAAAGCUGAUCUCUUUGCCCACUCUGCUGUAUCUUGGCCUGGCGGAAGAGGUCGCGCAGGCGCUGUGGCAAGAGUGGGAAACGUGGCCGGCAACAGGCCCGCAGCGCGAACUUCUUUCCGACGAGGACGACGAGGACGAUGGACCAAGCAUCAGCAGUAGCAACAGAUUGGCCGGCGGCCUCCUCGUACCAUUUCUGGACUUUGUUCUGGGACGGGUCUUGCCCAGUACCGCACCGGAUGCUGACUUUGAGCACGAGGACGACGAGUGGAACAGCUGUCUCGAUGCGUAUGGGCUUAACGAGGAAACCAAGAAAGCCAUCAUGGACCCAAACUUCCGUUGCAUCCGAAUCGCCGAUACGUGCAAAAACUGGACCAAGGAUACGAUCGAGAUGCGCUGGCUGGGCCUCAACGAAAUACAAAAGACGUCGCGCCUUCGCCUUCACGAUACCGACGACACCGCCGGCACCCCUGUCGAUUCCCACUCCUCCAGAGGAGGACCGCGUCGCCAUGGGUCUGGCCCGUCUCGACCGGUGCCGAACGCCACGGCAAGCAACACUAGACAAGACAAGCGCCGCCGUCUCCAGUCCCACUCGGAAAUCCAACGAGAGAGCGAGCCGGGCAUAUCAACUCGACGCUGGCACAAACGCAGCUCGCGCGACGCGACAGAACCGCCUGGGUACCUCGUCUUAUACAAAGGCAUCGCCCAGUCCCGCAUGGCUGGCUUUUGGGCCGUCGACGAGGACGCCGACGAUGAAGACAGCCACGCUACCGGCCAGCACCGCGUGGAAAAGUUACUGAGCAGUCCCCCUACUAACUUCAGUGGGACCAGUUCUCUAUUCUACUUUGCUCCCGAUCCCAACGUUGCCGAGUACUAUGCCGGAUAUGCCAAGCGCCGGCACGACGCCGAAACCAUCCUCAUCGUGACAAUGAAAAUCAAGAGAGACGUGCUGGAGCGAUUGGAAGGCAGCGGCAGCGACAGCAAUGACAGUAGCACGACUGCGGGUCGAGUGGUCCGUCUCUACUACCCGUCGCCGCAAUGGAAACAACUUGUUUGGCGCUCCAAGACAGUCCGCCCGUUCCCCAAACCGCUGAGAAAGUACCGCGACGCCCUGCUCAUCAUCGGGUCGGCGUCCAAGGGCACAGAGCGCGUUUUCAACGCCAUGGCUUCGUGGGAGGAGAUUGGAAAUGAAUGCAUUUUCCACGUUCCAGAAGACAAUCCAAAUCCGGCCAUCCAGUAUGUCUUCAACGGAAACGACAGCGGCGCAGACUUUUUGCGCGACAAUGGCAUUUUUGAUGCAUUUGCAGUUGCAGAUGACAUUUUGCGCGCUGUUGGUGUUCAAGCGGAGUGA
Sporothrix schenckii 1099-18 is the source of this 1539-nucleotide messenger RNA. RefSeq lists its product as uncharacterized. The coding region runs from base 1 to 1539 and encodes 512 amino acids. The record is from RefSeq and is a predicted model, not a curated record. Lineage: Eukaryota; Fungi; Ascomycota; Sordariomycetes; Ophiostomatales; Ophiostomataceae. The transcript has a single exon.